Aspergillus caelatus is the source of this 2695-nucleotide messenger RNA. RefSeq names its product threonine/serine exporter family protein. The transcript has a single exon. Bases 21 to 2462 code for a protein of 813 amino acids. The record is from RefSeq and is a predicted model, not a curated record. Gene Ontology annotation, biological process: transmembrane transport. Lineage: Eukaryota; Fungi; Ascomycota; Eurotiomycetes; Eurotiales; Aspergillaceae. Gene Ontology annotation, molecular function: transmembrane transporter activity.
CUCCAACCAGCCCACCCCCAAUGCCCGAGGACCGCCGCGACAGUGAAGCGAGCCAGAGUUCAUUAAUCAGCUACCGGAGCGUCGAGAAUCAGAGCCCAGAUACACCUGAGCAAGGAACACCUGAGCAGCAUGCCGAGACACAAGAGACCAAUCCACAGAGCGUCAGCCCGACCAGCGUGUCGCCGUCUCGCCAUCGGGUCCAUUUCGGAACAGACUUGAGAUACGAGUAUGGCGAUGUCGACACGGAAUCAGAGGACUCACCCGACGCAUCACCGCCUGAAAGUCAUCAUCGCCCGACUCAGGGGUCUAUAGAUAUCACCGAGGCACGGCCGAGGAAACGAUCGAUUUAUCUUGCCCAGCCCCGCGGGACAGAUAGUGUGGAUUUUGAGAAAGAGUCAUUUGCUCAUCCUUCUGACCCUGGUACUACCAAUGGCUCGUUUCUAGGCCGACUUAACGAGCUCAGACAUGCGGCAACAAAGAAAAUGAGAGAGUUCGCGACUCAGCUUGGGCGCCCACCUUCGGAUGAAAAGGUUGUGCGAGCUAUGCAGUAUCGUCCUGAUUCGGCGGCAGGUAGCGAGCUCACACUUUCCGAGAAGGGGUAUGACCACGGUAGAUCGAGCUCUGAGGCCCAUCGUCUUGUUCGGGAAAUGUCUGAGGACCAGAUGGCUUAUCAUCGUCCCAGACAUAACAAACACUAUCCGCACAAGGGUCCGGAUUACUGGGGUAGUCCUGCUGAUGCGUGGAAUGGGGCAGUAAUAAGACGUCGUGGUAGUACUGGGGGUGUCUUGUCACAGCUUCUGAAACUCAAUGGAGCCCUGGAUCAUGCGCAUAUAGGCGCACCAUCAACCAGUAGUCAGUCUCCCAGGGAGAUGGGGACUCCUCUAAGUGGGAGCGCAUCUGGGACAGCUACGCCACGGAAAAUGAAAUGGUAUAAGAAGCCACCGAAUAUGUCGCCUAAUGCUCUGGCUACCGCCUCGACGAAUGUCAGUGGAGCGAGCACGCCGGUUUCGAGUGAAGUGCUCACGGCUGCCUCGAAACGGCGCAGCAAACAGUCGCCCGGGAAUAUGAGGCUUGAGGAUGAGAUCCAAAUUACCCUGCACAUUGCACAGAUUAUUGCGCGAGAGAGAUACAUCAUGCAGCUUUGCAAGGCACUCAUGGUCUUUGGGGCCCCCACGCAUCGGUUAGAGGAAUACAUGCAAAUGACCGCGAAGGUCCUCCAAGUCGAUAGCCAGUAUCUCUACGUGCCCGGGUGCAUGAUAAUGUCCUUCGACGACCCUUCAACACGAACUGCAGAAGUAAAACUCGUCCGCGUCUCGCAAGGCGUCGACCUAGGGCGUCUUUCCGAGACUCACGAUAUCUACAAAAACGUCAUCCACGACGUGAUAGGAAUCGAAGAAGCAACCCAAGAAUUAGAAGACAUCAUGAAACGAAAACCCCGGUACAACAAACUAAUCAUCGUGCUAGUCUGCGGCCUAGCCACCGCCAUGGUCGGUCCGUUCGCCUUCGGCGCCAGACCCAUCGACAUGCCUAUCAUCUUCUUCAACGGCUGUCUGCUCGGCAUCAUGCAACAUGUCAUUGCCCCACGCUCAGUCCUCUACUCAAAUGUCUUCGAAGUAACAGCCGCAGUGCUGACCUCAUUCAUUGCGCGUGCCAUCGGCAGCAUAACAACCACCAUCCACGGCAAGCCACACCAAUACCUCUUCUGUUUCUCCGCCAUCGCCCAAUCCUCCAUCGCCCUCAUCCUCCCCGGCUACACAGUCCUCUGCAGCAGUCUGGAACUACAGUCUCACAAGAUAGUCCCAGGCUCCAUCCGCAUGGUCUACGCAAUCAUCUACUCCCUCUUCCUAGGCUACGGCGUCACAGUCGGAACAACCAUUUACGGCCUGAUCGACCGCACCGCAACAUCUAACACAACCUGCCCCAACAUCCUGGGCUUCAGGAACCCCUACGUCGCCCGCUUCCCCUUCGUCAUCGCCUUCUCCAUCUGUCUCCUGAUCAUCAACCAGGGGAAAUGGAAACAAGGCCCGGUAAUGGUCAUCAUCUCCUUCACAGGCUACGUAACAAAUUACUUCGUCACCAAACGUCUCGGGACAAAUACCCAGGUCGCCAACACCGUCGGCGCAUUCGCUAUAGGGGUCAUGGGGAACCUGUACAGUCGACUCUGGCACGGCCAUGCAGCUACGGCUAUUUUACCGGGGAUAUUUGUCCUCGUUCCGUCUGGGCUUGCGGCGUCUGGGUCGUUGAUUGCGGGUGUUGAGUCGGCGGAUGCUAUUCGGUCGAAUAUCACCCGUAAUGCUAGUCAUGGGGAUACAAGCUCUGCUGGCGUGGGACAGCAGAAGUCCGUGCAGGAUUUGGGGUUCGGGAUGGUGCAGGUUGCGAUCGGGAUCACGGUGGGAUUGUUUGUGGCAGCUUUGGUGGUUUAUCCCUUGGGGAAGAGGAGGAGUGGCUUGUUUAGUUUCUAGUUUCCCUGCUUUGUAGUAUUUGGGGGUGGGCUUUAAUAUUUAACAGAAUAUUUGGAUGUCUACGGUAAAUAGUCAUGUAUGUAUGGCUUGGCUUGCAUGUUCUAUCGUCACCAAAGUCUACACGGUUCUAAUUCACUACCUUCUAAUUUCCAACCCAUAAGCCAAGCCGGAAAAUGCUCCGUUGAACAGAAUUGUGUAAUCUAUAAGAUUAGGGGGCCCUGCCCAUAGAUUUC